This is a messenger RNA of Procambarus clarkii (red swamp crayfish), 8093 nucleotides long. Its product is annotated as transforming growth factor beta receptor type 3. Lineage: Eukaryota; Metazoa; Arthropoda; Malacostraca; Decapoda; Cambaridae. Gene Ontology annotation, cellular component: cell surface. The record is from RefSeq and is a predicted model, not a curated record.
AAAGCUAAGGUGGAUUACGCUCGCGCUCUUACACAUUGCGUCGUCGUUUUUGGUCAGUCAAAUAUUUAGUUGGAUUUGAUAAUACUGUGAACCAACCCUCUGUUUACUUACGUGACAAAAGUUCCCAUAGUGACAUCUCAAGUGACCGUUAUCGCGGGGAACUUGUUAAAUAUAUUAAGACUAUGUGCGUAGGCUCUCAGUAGGAGAGAGAGGCCUAACCCCGUAAGAAGUAGUAUUAUUUCUAAGUGGUUGUAGAAGCAGUGUUUUAUUGGGUAGUAGUGAGGCGUGGCGAGGAGGCGUGGAGGCGCGGGCAGGUGUGCGCAUGGUCGUCCUGCCGGCACCCACACAUUCACUACACAACACUGGUGUAAGGUUGCCAUGGUGCAGCAUGGAGCUGACAGUGGACACUUCCCAACGACGGCCACGCUCCCUGGCUAGUCCGGCCCCGCCACACUCUGGGCGGCCACGCUCCCUGGCUAGUCCAGCCCCGCCACACUCUGGGCGGCCACGCCCCCUGGCUAGUCCAGCCCUACCACACACUGGGCGGCCACGCCCCUUGGCUAGUCCGGCCCCGCCACACUUUGGGCGGCCACACCUCCUGGCUAGUCUGGCCCAGCCCAACACGGUGCUGCUGCUCCUCCUCCUGCUCUCCGCCCUCCUAGUUCCUGCUGCAGGAGGCGAGAAUGGGGAGCUGUGUGUAGUGGAGACGCCACUGAGGACCCGCUACGUACGCCCUGUGGUGGAGACCAGCGCCCUGUGCCACGGCUGCCUCUUCCCGACGCCCACGCCCACGCCCGACGCCCACACCCCGCCCAUACAGCAGGUGCACAUCGUGCACGUGGAGGAGCCCGAGGGAGGGGCGGUGCAGGUGGUGGUGACGGGGCACGAGCGGGUGGAGGCCUCCAGGGUGGCCAUCGUCCUCCACUCCACCACAGCCUCGCCUCCAGUCACCUUCACCGUCACCGCCGCCCCCAACACUCUCUCCAACUCCACCACCAAGCACCUCCUACUGGUGAGCGGCGAGGACCAGGUGCGGGGCAGAGACUUGAGGUACAGCGUCGCCCACCAACACACACUCUCCGAGGACGACCUCAUCCCCAGCACCCACACCAGGUUCGGCUUCGUCACCUCCUACACCCGGGUUCCCCUCGCCAACACCAUCAUCCUCCACCUCCCAAAAGAUGAUGAGUCAGAUGAAGGGUGUGGCACAGAGGUCCAGGAUGACAGUCCCGUGGCUAAUUGCUUUGUCUCAGUGGAACAGCCAAUUUCUGGUUGCUACCACCAUAACAUGCUUGGAGAAAGCCACAGGGACAUCCACAUCAUUGAAGUCGAUGGCAGCAGCAACAGCAACGGCAGCUUGGUGUUGGCUGUAGUUGGUAAUGGUGAAGGUGAUGGUCGAGGCUUCACUAUUGGUGGUGGUAAAGGAGUUGAAAGGAAUAUAACACUUGUGUUGCGCACUUCAAGACCCACCACUUGGUCACUACGGGCCACCAGCCUGCAGGGCACCAUCACAUUACUGGUGGGUGGUGGAGAUCAAGUAGAAAACACUUCAGUGUCAGGACCCGGUGUGAUGGUAGAAGUGCGAAGGUUUGAUGUUCCAGCAACAUUUGACCAACUGAUAUUGACAGUUCUUACCCGUGUUGGGCCACCGGUUUCUUACACUCGUACAACUACUCCCAACAAGAUUACCAUCACUGUUCUUCAAAAAAUGGAAAAUCGUGUAGUUCCUGAUAACAAGCGGCCAACAGUGUAUGCAGAAGAUGUAGCAGGAGUUAUCCAGGCUGGUUUGUCAGUGAGCUGUGAUGAGAAUACUAUGACAGUUGCCAUUCCAUUUUAUAUCUCCGAACGUGUAGGAGGGAUUUCCAUGUCACUGGGAGACCGUUCAUGCCCUGGUGUCAUGAAUGCCUCUCACAUUGUUGUAAAAGAAAUAUUUGGCCGAUGCAAAUUUAUGACGCAAAGCUCCUCAUACCAGACCACUUAUACAAAUUAUGUUAAUGUUGAGCUUGGACCCACCAUUAGUGAUGAUGAAGAUUUUGAUGGGUCUGGUUAUGGGUCAGAGGAUGAGUAUUAUCCUGCCAGGAUCCCUCCAAUACAAGUUCAGUGUCAGGUGCAGAAACUCCUCACCUACCCUCAAAUGCCCUCCCCAGCUAUUCAGCCUACAUAUAAAAAGACUACCAAUGAGUCAUUGGCUGGGGCCACAUACAAGAUGGACAUGUUUAGAGACAGCGACUACAAAAUACCCAUCAGAUCUGAUGACUUCCCUGUUUCUACCAACAUUAAUCGCAGGCUGUACAUCAGGACAGCACUUGCUAGUGUGAUGCCGUUAACAGAGGCAUAUGAUGUACACCUGCGUGUUGUACUUGAGCAAUGUUGGCUGAGCAACAGCUCCAUCCCACACCGCCCUGGUGCUCCCCAUGAAUCUUUGGUGAGGAAGUCAUGCCCACUCCGCCCCUCUGUCAUCAUGGAGCCGGUGUUGUUCCACAGCUUUAGCUUCCAGGUCCUGCCAGAGUAUAACUAUUUAGGCUCGUUCUAUCUUCACUGUCAGCUGGGCGUGUGUUCUGCGGAUUCUCUCCCACGUCCAGCAGUUAAUCGGUGUAUAGAUCCUGAGCAUUACUGUGGUAAAUCAAUGCUGAUGAGAGUGUUUGAUGAUCAGCCAUCAUCUUCAUCUCUUCAAACACUCACACUUGGACCAUUCUCCAUGGACCCCAGGAAAAAAUCUCCUUUGUCACAAAGUGUUGUGAGUACCAGCAAUGGAGUCGGCGGCAGCUCAGCAGGGACUAGUGCCACUGAUGAUAAAACCCAGAUCAUCGUACUUGGUGGACUUUCAACUGAGAUUGUUGUGGGUAUUGCACUUGCUUCCUUUGUGAUUGGAGUUUGUCUGACAGCUACACUCUGGGUUAUCCACAUGAAAACCGAUCCUCAUAGGCAGAAACGUCCAGAGGGUGGUGCUCCUCGAAACUCUGGCUAUGAUCUGUCUGCUCAUUCUGGUUCUUCAACCCCAUCAUCUCAAGCUCCCAUGACAGCCUGACGGUCCCAUGGGCUGCCUCCAUUGUGGUCAAGGCGUGGGAAACUACAACACGCACCACCUCCCACUACUAGUUGUGUGUAAAGAUAAUCAGUUAUGUGUAGGUGAUGACACAUUUUCCAAGGUUCAUUUGACAUCAGUCAAAAUUUGUCUCUGAAAAGCAAAAUGCAAAGUAAAAGUUAAUGACAGUAUGUAUUAGCAUUUAAGAACAUUUGGAAUACACACUACUUGUCCAUCACCUCAAACAAGCUUGCAGCCACCACCUGUAGGCAACCAUCACAUGCCAGUGACCUCAGUACUUGGGGCCACUUUAUUGUGUAUUGCUUCCUUCAGCUUUGUUUUUGUAUAUGACUUUGAACACCUGUAAUGCCUGCCCAUAGCUAAGUGUUCUGUAUACCCACCUGUAUCACGGUGCACCUUGUGCAGAAUUUACUCCUUAAAGAUUUUUGUAAGAGGAAUAUUUGAAUAUAAUACUCUUCUUCAAAUAUUCAGCAACUCAUAGUAGAUUGGAAGCUAAAAUAUUUUUCUUGACUAUGAAGUAUGUGAGAAAAGUAGUUGUGAGACAAGUGAGAGCAUGUGCUUAGCUUCCCAUAAAAGUGCUUUACUCUCAGUGCUAGUUCUAGUUACAUUAUCUAGUUAAGUUGCAUAAUUAUAAUAUAUAUGUGCAGUCCCUUUGGACUGUAUUUUGCAACUGAUCAGUUGAAUAUGUGUGAAUUUUUUUUAGUUCAGGGUUAAUUGGUACUUGUAACAAUUUUGUAUUUAUAAUGAGAUUCAAAUAUGAAUCCAUGUUAUCUGGAGUUAUAGUGUGAGGUGAUUACCUCCCAAGCCCAGAAAUAUAGUGGGCAUAUGCUACCUGUAAUGAGAAUGUAAUUAUCAUUUAGGUUUUUAAUUUAAGAAAUAGUGAAAUGACAUGUUUAGUUCAGUUUCUGAAAUCAUUGUCAUGUAAACUAAAAAAUCAGGAUAAUAUUUAUUAAGUGUAUGAGUUUGGGGUUUAACUGCUCUGCCUUGUUCCUAUGUAUGCCAAACUACCAGCUAGAUUUUUUGCAUUGUAUCAGCCAGUACCUUGCAUGAUAGUCAUGAGUUGCACCACAUAAUACGGGUAAAUGUUUUUAAGCCAUUAGUUUGACAAAGAUGCUCCAGAGCAAAACGCAGACUUCCUUUUUAUCCCCAAUUUAUAUUUCUGACCAGAUCGUUUACUAUGAGCUGAAGAUGGUAUUGCAGUGUUUCAUAUUUGUAGAGUACUGAAAACCCAGAUAAAUACUGUUUAAUGCUCAAUGUGGAAAAUCCUGUCAGUUAAUUUGUUGGUUUAACUUUAUAAAUCUUUAAAGUAACCAGAAAUGCCUAUAAAACAGUAUUGAGCUCAGCAGUAAUCCACAAGUGUGCUCGAGUACCGCUGCAAAUCGUAAAGAAAUUCUUUCCAGGGUCUUAAUGCUCAUUGUUAUAAUCUUGUUAUAUAUAAAUUACAUAACCUGCUGCUGAUCAGCCAUGUUAGUAAAUAAUUUCUCAGGUCCGUAACAGAUGACUUUUGUACUCCGUUGGAGGUGUAUCCUAAAAUGAGGAAGUUACCUGUUCACUAUUGUGCAUGUGCACACACCGCAGUCACCAGGAGGACAAUGUUGCAUGUGAGAUUCCUUCUGCCAUGAUAUAUUCCAAUCCGAAAGAAUUCGGAUAUAUAUUCCAAGUCGAAGGACUAUACUAGACUACACUGGAGCUAGAGUGUUAGUGUCAUGAUGGCCCAGACCUGUAAAUAAUGUGUGUCCUCUGUGAAAUGGGAUCAGCUGCUACAUGAAAGGACAUCAUUUAUCUUAAAAUGUUUGGUAAUAAAAGCAACAGAUUGUUGGAAAUAUGAUGACCAAGUGCUUAGCAAUGACUGAUCUUGACACAUCUGGACUCUUUUUAUAAAAUGUUGCUUUACUUUUAGUUAAAAUGGCUUCACUGUUGAAAAAUAUAAUGAAAAUGAGAGAACAGCCUAGUGAUGGCAAUUCGGCCAUAAAUUAUUUGUGUGACGUGACUUUGGCUUACCUCGUUCUCUGUACCUGAUUCUAAACGUGGCCCAAUGGGAAGUUAUCAUACCUUAGAUGGAAUUUCAGAGAAAAAACUACGACGUUCAGUGAAGCCCCAGCUAAGAGUAAAAAUAGCUACUCACAUCAAAUGGUAGAUUAGUGUGUGUAAGAGUGCAUAGACUGUAAGUCUGUAGAUGUAGAGGCAACAGGCUUAAUACCAAUGAUGUUUAAAGUCUUAGAAAUUGGGUGUUUAUAACAGUUGAGCAGAAAUUACCAACAUUGAUCAAAAUUUUUAAAUAAAUGCAAGUCAAUGAUGUGGGCUUGUAAAGUGCUGUAGUUUUUUAUGCUUAGCUUUGAUAUUUGUACAUUAAAAUAGUGAGUGGGUUGAGUAUGACAGCCCCAUUGGCUUGGUAGCAUAAACUACCAAGUCAGGUCUCUAUGUCACAAUACAGUUACCAGUUGUCACAUUUGUCAUGUCAUUUUUACCAAUCAUAUCACACCAGCCAUGUCAUGCAGCUAGUCAUACGACAUUCUGUAUCAUUUCAUUGCAACCAUAAUUGAAUACACUUAUAGUCACAUGAUAACAUGAGUUAAGUCAUAUUGCCAGUAAUGCAAUACAGUACUUACAUUAAACCAUCUGUCACAUUGCACUAGCAGUUUGAUCAUUCUGUCAGGUAUGUCACAACACUACUUGUGCCAUACUGUAGGUAAUGAUGUCAAAUUAUAAUUUCAUAUUGCUGGCUUUGACACACCAUCAUACACAUCACAGAAGCGGUCAUAUCAUAAUAUAGCCUCCACAUUUGGUGCACUAUAGAAUCAUGUCACACCAGGGAAUCACUUCACAACAUUAUGACUAACAAAGAUUCACAUUAUAUUACGAAGCCUUAAGUUCAGCAACAUAUCCAUAUUGUCGGCCCAUCACAAGUGUACUCAACAUUGUAAAUAAUGAAUUUGCUGAUAACCUCUGCUCUAUUGUCUUAUAAACCCCUUUCAUAAAUUUAUAAACUUGGACCUUUAUAAACCUGGACCAACUUGUACUCUCCAGCUGGGAGGAUUGCCACCUGCAUGCUCCACGGAAGCUUCCCAAUACAGUAAUUAAUCUCAUUUUUUAUUGCAUAAAAUUGUUGAUAUAUGUUCUAAAAAAUCUUUAUAAUAAUUCAUGAGAAUAUUGUAAUGAAAAUAAUAGAGAGAAGUUGAGUGGCAGAACUGGCUAAUAUUUCCCAGCUGUGGUGUGUGGUUGGCCAUGCGCCUAUAAACAAGAAAACCACUAACCAAUAUAAUAAGUUUUAGUAGUUGUUUAAGUACAGUGGUUGUCCAAAUGCUUGCCCUCAUUUUAUACUCAUCUCAUUCUAGAACCAUAUUCUUAACUACCACUUGAGUAAAAGCAUGAAUAAUCUACUAAUAUUGUAUUUUAUAUGCAAGAGACACUCAAUUAGCUUCAUAAUAGUACUUAAGUGGCUACUUUAAGAAUUUGGAAUUGAAGUUUUAAAAGGAUAUUAUGAUCUUUAGGGCAACUUUCUAACUGAAGUAUUUAAGGCUUAAUUUAUAUCAUGUUGACAUAAUACUUACAUAUAUAAUUACUGAAUUGGUAAAAUAUGUAUUAGCAAAAAAAGUGUUGAUACUGUUUAAUCAUCAAGUCAAGUCAUAAGGUGGGGCCACAGCAUAAGAGCACCUCACCUUCAAAAAUGUUGGCAGAAAAUGUCCACUAAGUCAGAUGAUUUAAUAUUAUUUUCACACAAAAUAUUCCAAGUAACUUGUGUAGCAUGAAUCCUGCUUGAGCAGUGUCAGGGGUGCCACAGACCCACAUGCACAAGCAGGGGAACAUGCUAGCAUGAAUCCUGCUUGAGUGUCAGGGGUGCCCUGACCCACAUGCACAAGCAGGGGAACAUGCUAGCAUGAAUCCUGCUUGAGCAGUGUCAGGGGUGCCACAGACCCACAUGCACAAGCAGGGGAACAUGCUAGCAUGAAUCCUGCUUGAGCAGUGUCAGGGGUGCCACAGACCCACAUGCACAAACAGGGGAACAUGCUAGCAUGAAUCCUGCUUGAGCAGUGUCAGGGGUGCCACAGACCCACAGGCACAAGCAGGGGGAACAUGCUGUGGAUAAUUUGUCUUGGUAUUCUAUAAUAUCAAUUGUAAAAUAUCUUUAGCAGGCAAAAGACAACUGGAAAAUCAUCAAUCAACUUUUAACUGGUAUUGUCUUAUAUCCUGAAAAUACUUUAAUAAAUGCUUUGGAUAUUGUAGUCUUUAUAAUCGAGUCAUGUAAAAUACAGUAUGUUCAAGCUGCCUUUUGCCCUAACAGGAUAUUAUUGGUCGGCCACUCCCGCUCCUGUAAACAGUUGCGACAACAUGUGACUUAACUGAGCCUCAUUCUUAUAGGUUUUCUCAGGGUUUAAUGUACAAUGGUUUUGACGCAACUCAGAUGAAUCUUUUAAUGUUAUUUAGCCCUUUUCUUAUACCUUAUGUAGCAUUUGUUUUUAUUUUUAGGUAACCAGAGUAAGUAGUGAAAAUAAACUUUCAUAUCAUGUUCCUUGCAAGACUUGAAUUGUAAAUAAGUAUAAGUGAUUCAAUAAGUGCACAUGAAGGAAUUAUGGCAAGGCUGAUGAUAAUCUAAUCACAAAAACGAGUAUAUCAGAGAAGAGAGUUUAUAUGGUUAAAUACAGUACCAUGAUAGUUUAUUAUUCAGUCUUAAAAUUCAUUAUGUCUUGCCAUAUGUUCAUCUUGAUUUGCUUGAAAACUAUGCAUGUAAAAUUAUACAUUUGCAAUUGUCAUAUGUUAUCAAUACUUGACAAUUGAAACAAAUUAUUUUUCUGAAUGACACACCAAUUUCUAUGGUGAUGUAUGAUUAUUGGAGUAAUCUUUUAUAUUUUUGGCAAGAAAAUACAAAAAAAAAAGCUUCAGGAUAAGACUGCCUGUAACCCACCAUCACUUCCAUAACUUUAGAUAAUUAACUUGAAUUAUGUGUUUUCCAGUAACUUUCACCCAGUUUUCUGGUGUAUGUGGCAGUUGCAAUGUUCAGUUCCAGAAGGAUGUGAGAUAUAGUUAACUGUUCUUCUCUUCAUGUUAC